CUAACCAAAAAAACAAGUUAUAAACCGCACAGCCUGCCUGAAUCCUCCUUCUUCUAACUUGCCAUCGCGUUCCACAACAAACAAACCAAAAUCUCUCAAAUGUCGCCCGCAGUUCUUCCCGAAGAACUCAUCACAGAAGUCUUAUCAAUCCUUCCUGUCAAAUCUAUUUUGAGAUUCAAAUGCGUCUGCAAGCCAUGGAAAUCUCUCAUCUCUGAUCCUUUCUUUAUCGAAAAACAACUUCAUCAAUCACAAAAGCGAAACAAGCAUCUCGCACUGAUCUUGUGUAAACCUCACAUACAAACAGUUUCCUAUUAUUAUGAUAGGGACUGUUGUGUGGUACCCUUUCCCCUCGACACUUUACUACUUAAUCCAUCCAAAACCAUUAACAUUCUUCCUCAACACCGACUGAGAUACAAGAGCUGCUUCCGAGUCAUUGGUUCCAUCAAUGGAUUGCUCUGUUUGUUUAAUUCUCGCAUAAUUCGUGAAGGUGAAUGGGAUCGAAACACCUGGUUCCGUUUGUGGAACCCAGCUACAAAAAAAAUAUCUCAAAAAUUAGGGUCAAUUACCCAUCCCAAUUGCCAUCCAUAUUUUGGCGGUGAAAAUCAACCUAACUAUCUCAGGUUUGCAUUUGGUUAUGAUAAUUCAAAUGAUACUUAUAAAGUAGUGGCAUUCUGUCCUAAUGAGGUCAGAAUUUUCAGCUUCCGUGAUAAUGCUUGGAAAAACAUUCAAUGUUUCCCUGUAGUUCCAUACUAUCGUGUGGCUCUUGUUCGCCAUAGAGAGCAACGUGUUAACGAAGGAGUGUAUUUGAAUGGUACAGUUAGCUGGUUGGCCAUUCCAAAUUCCAAAUAUUUUUGGGGACAAUAUGAAGAACAUGAAGAUCUUCCGGCAAUUGAUCAAUUUGUGAUUAUCUCGUUGGAUCUAGGUACCGAGACAUACAACCAAUUGCUUCUCCCUCGGGAUUUAGUUGAAGUCCCGACUAUUUUGCCAACUAUUAGUGUGUUGAGGGACUGCCUUUGUGUUUCCUAUCAUAUUAAGACCACACAUUUUGCUAUAUGGAUGAUGAUGGAAUUUGGAGUCCAAGAGUCUUGGACUCAAUUCCUUAAUAUUAGUUAUGCAGAUCUUCAAAUUGAUUAUGAAUCCCCACGAUAUAAUUAUGAUCAUCUACUGCACCCGCUGUGCCUUUCCGAGGAUGAUGACACAAUAAUAUUAGCAAGUAGUCAUGAAGAGCAAGCAUUUCUCUAUAAUUUGAGAGAUAAUAGAGUAAGGAAAACUAGGAUUACCAACAACGUGUUGUGGAUGUUUUCUCCUCAUUAUAUUGAAACCUUGGUUUCAACCGGUGGUUGAAAACCAAUCAAACCAAUAUACACUUUGAGGGAGUCAGGUGAUAUGUUAAUUGCGUGAAGUUUGGGUUAGAGUGAAAGCGAAUGUCAUUAGCUAUCCGUAUUCCGUCACAGCGGCUGCCAAUGCAAAAUCGUUUCUGGUUUGGGUGUGAGCCUGGUUAUGUCAGCAAAAUCGGUGCAACGUUUCUGCCUUUUUUUUAUGACAAUUUUAUGCUUUGCCGAUGUAUGUUAUGUGUCCUGGUACUGCCUUGUGCUGGUUUUUUCAAGCGCCAGGGACAUGGGCUGUAACUAUUUUAUAUAGAGAAUCUUUAUGAAAAUUGUUCCUCCGAUUUACGUUGUUGCAGUGGGUGCGCUAAUGUGAUAUGCUGCGGAAGAAUUGAUUUUAAUUUUUAUGCAAAUUUCUCCUCUUUUUUGUUCUUCGUUGUAAAAUUUGAAAUGUGGUGCGUGAUAAAUUUAGAGGCUGGUUGUAUUUUGCUGUCAUAAAAUUUGCACAGUUUAAUUCAAAGAAUGAUAAUGAGCUUGCUCUGUGGAUAAUAGUUCUGCUGCUGCUUUGUAUUUUGAAUGUUGUUGGAUAGUCUGGGGUUAGCGUAAUUACCAAUGAUCGUCACGAUCCAAAACUAUUUUGAUGAUGAAACCAUGGAAAUUAAUUUCA
Vicia villosa (hairy vetch) is the source of this 1992-nucleotide messenger RNA. RefSeq names its product F-box/kelch-repeat protein At3g23880-like. The transcript has 2 exons. The record is from RefSeq and is a predicted model, not a curated record. Gene Ontology annotation, molecular function: protein binding. Lineage: Eukaryota; Viridiplantae; Streptophyta; Magnoliopsida; Fabales; Fabaceae. The coding region runs from base 100 to 1344 and encodes 414 amino acids.